Messenger RNA from Schistocerca americana (American grasshopper), 5358 nucleotides. Its product is annotated as ATP-dependent helicase brm-like. The record is from RefSeq and is a predicted model, not a curated record. The coding region runs from base 335 to 4756 and encodes 1473 amino acids. The transcript is spliced from 26 exons. NCBI's taxonomy places the organism in Eukaryota, Metazoa, Arthropoda, Insecta, Orthoptera, Acrididae. Gene Ontology annotation, molecular function: DNA binding; transcription factor binding; ATP-dependent chromatin remodeler activity. Gene Ontology annotation, cellular component: nucleus. Gene Ontology annotation, biological process: positive regulation of transcription by RNA polymerase II.
AAAAAAAUACGUCUUUGUAAUUUUUCUCUGCAAUGUUCGAUGAAAGGCUUGUUGAUAAUGAUUGUGGCGAAAAAGAAGUUCGUCUGUUGGAUUGAAAAUGUUAUCGCUAUUCUUUAGCAUACGUGAACCGUGAGGGAUGUGUGUAUUAAAAUACGAUGAUUAGGUGAAGAAGGGAUGCUCUGGGUUACUGAUCAGUUGCGUAGCCGGCUCAGGCCUACGGAGGUGGUGUUUCAACAAAAUAAAAAUACCAAAUCACGCAUUGCCGGAUAAGUCUACGUUACGACUUGGAUUUACGUUUGUUAACUGACCUGUGUGAUAGCAUUAAAAUCUAACAAUGAGUGCAGCUCAGACAGAAGCCCCACCUGUAGUGGGCUCACAUUUUUCAUUGCACCAGCCACAGAAUCACCCAUCAGCUACUAUUGGUGUAGCCUCAGCAUCACAACCUUUCUGGAAUGGCCCAAGUCAAAUGCUAAAACUCCCCACACCUGUGUCUGCAGAUCAGCAGACUAUACAAGAGGCACUAAAUGGACUCGAUAAAGCUGUAAAAUCAAUGGAAGAAAUGGGUCUUGAGAAUGAUCCUCGUUAUAGUCAGCUGCUGGAGCUGAGAAGUCAGUGCACCAGUGCUAUUUCAAUGCCCAUGUCACAUAAUGUACACAACAACUUGGAUAAGCCACCAUUCAGUGGAGACCAGGUUUACCAACUUCGAGCACAGAUAGCAGCCUAUAGGCUGUUAGCACGUAACAUGCCACUUACUGGACACUUGUCAGCUGCUAUACAGGGUGUUCGGCAAGGAGGAUUUCCUGUGCCUGAUACAGGCAUGGCUGCGUGCACCCCCAGGACACAGUCGAUCUCCUCAGCCACAGCAUCAAUACCUGCAACAGGAACAGCUGCUACGGGAACGACACCUUCAUCAGCACACACUUCUGCAUCAGCUCCGACAGGAGCCUCUUCUGCUUCAACACCAAAUGCUCCUCGUGCUGCUGCCACUGGCCAGUCACUUCCUCAUCAGAACCGUGUGACUCCUGUCAGCAAACCAGUUGGCAUAGAUCCUCUUGUGCUGCUUAAUGAGCGGGAAAACAGAUUAGCAGCACGGAUAGCUCAUAGAAUCGAGGAAUUAAAUAAUCUGCCAGCUGUAAUGCCUGAUGACUUAAGAGUCAAAGCUGAAAUUGAGCUCCGUGCACUGCGGCUUCUCAAUUUUCAAAGGUCCUUGCGAUCUGAGGUUAUAGGAUGCUUCCGCAAAGAUACAAUGUUGGAAACUUCAUCUUUCUUAAGGAACCUGAGACGUACAAAGAGACAGACACUUAGGGAGGCCAGAGCAACAGAAAAGCUGGAGAAACAACAGAAACUGGAAGCAGAGAGGAAGAGACAACAAAAGCACCAGGAGUACCUAAAUGCUGUUCUGCAACAUGCAAAGGAUCAUAAAGAAUACCAUCGUAACAACACUGCAAAGAUACAACGUCUCAACCGUGCUAUUAUGAAUUAUCAUGCCAAUGCAGAACGAGAACAAAAGAAAGAACAGGAGCGAAUAGAAAAGGAACGAAUGCGGCGGCUAAUGGCUGAAGAUGAAGAGGGAUACAGAAAACUGAUAGACCAAAAGAAGGAUAAACGUCUUUCAUUCCUAUUGUCACAAACAGAUGAGUACAUUGCAAACUUAACAGAAAUGGUUAAGCAGCACAAGGCAGAACAAAGCAGAAAGCAACAGCAACAGAAAGAAAAAAGGAAAAAGAAAAUGGAAAAAAAGAUGCGUCGUGCUAUGGAACCAGAAGUUAUUGCUAGUCUUGCAGCAGAAAAUCCACAGACUACUGAAAUAAAAUAUGCUGUGAUGGAGUCAUCUACUGGCAAGAUUUUACGAGGAGAGUCGGCACCUGUAACCAGAAACCUGCUCUCAUGGCUGCAGGUUAACCCUGGAUGGCAGGUAAUUUACGAUAGUGACCAUGAAGACGAAGGAGGAGAAGAUGGAGAGGAUUACUCAGGCUCCAGCGAUGAAGGAGAUGAAGGACUAACUGAUACAACAAAGAACCGAAGGGGAAAAGAAUUUGGUGACAGUAUGUCAGAAGAGGAGAGAGCACGUGCUGUAAUUGAGAAAGCCAAAGCUGAAGAUGAUGAAUACAAGAAUUACACUGAAGAACAAACAUACUACAGUAUUGCUCACACCAUAACAGAAAAGGUAACAGAACAAGCAACUAUCAUGGUGAAUGGAAAACUGAAGGAAUACCAAAUAAAAGGUCUUGAGUGGUUGGUCUCUCUCUAUAACAAUAAUUUAAAUGGAAUUCUGGCAGAUGAAAUGGGUUUAGGCAAAACUAUACAAACUAUCGCAUUAAUAACAUAUCUGAUGGAGAAGAAGAAAGUCAAUGGUCCCUUUCUUAUUAUAGUACCAUUGUCAACUUUAUCCAACUGGGUACUUGAAUUUGAGAAAUGGGCACCUUCCGUGAUAGUUGUGGCUUACAAAGGGUCGCCUGCAGUGAGGCGUAACAUACAAAGUCAAAUGCGAGCUGCAAAAUUCAAUGUGCUACUUACCACAUAUGAAUACAUCAUUAAGGACAAAGCUGUACUGGCAAAACUGCGAUGGAAAUUCAUGAUUAUUGAUGAAGGGCACCGAAUGAAAAAUCACCACUGCAAACUGACCCAGGUUCUGAAUACAUUCUAUAUUGCUCCACAUCGAUUGCUCCUGACAGGAACACCACUGCAAAACAAACUUCCAGAACUCUGGGCUUUGUUAAACUUCCUUUUGCCCUCUAUUUUCAAAUGUGUCAGCACAUUUGAGCAGUGGUUUAAUGCACCCUUUGCAACUACAGGUGAAAAGGUGGAGUUGAAUGAAGAAGAAACCAUUUUAAUCAUUCGGCGGCUUCACAAGGUCCUGAGGCCAUUCUUAUUGAGACGAUUGAAGAAAGAAGUUGAAGCACAGUUACCGGAUAAGGUGGAAUACAUUAUAAAAUGUGACAUGUCAGGGCUGCAGCGGGUUUUGUACAGUCAUAUGCAAAACAAAGGUGUUUUGCUUACUGAUGGAUCAGAAAAGGGAAAGCAAGGUCGAGGUGGAGCUAAGGCUUUACUUAACAUCAUCAUGCAGUUAAGAAAAUUAUGCAAUCAUCCAUUCAUGUUCCAGCAUAUUGAGAAAGCCUAUUGUGAUCAUAUUGGAUAUCAGGGAACCGUUGUUACUGGGCCAGACCUGUACCGAGCAUCUGGUAAAUUUGAACUUCUUGACCGAAUUCUUCCAAAGCUGAAGGCAUCAAACCAUCGUGUGCUGCUAUUUUGUCAGAUGACACAGCUUAUGACAAUAAUGGAGGAUUAUUUGGGUUGGCGUGGCUUUCAGUACCUCAGACUGGAUGGGACAACAAAAGCGGAAGAACGUGGUGAACUGCUGAGGAAAUUUAAUGCUCCAGACUCAGAAUAUUUUGUUUUCUUGUUGAGCACCAGAGCAGGUGGCCUUGGAUUGAAUCUACAAUCAGCAGAUACUGUCAUUAUCUUUGAUUCUGAUUGGAAUCCUCAUCAGGAUUUACAAGCCCAAGAUCGAGCCCAUAGAAUUGGGCAGAAGAAUGAAGUACGUGUGCUUCGUUUGAUGACAGUAAAUUCAGUAGAGGAACGUAUUUUGGCAGCUGCUCGUUACAAGCUCAACAUGGAUGAGAAAGUUAUACAAGCUGGAAUGUUUGAUCAGAAAUCAACAGGCUCAGAAAGACAGCAGUUCCUAAAGACUAUUCUACGACAAGAUGAAGCAGAUGAUGAGGAAGAAAAUGAAGUUCCUGAUGAUGAAACUGUGAAUCAGAUGAUAGCUCGAAGUGAAGCUGAAUUUGAUGUUUUCCAAAAGAUGGAUAUAGAACGCAAGACUGAAGAAGCAAAGCCUCGUCUCAUGGGAGAGGAGGAGCUUCCUGCAUGGCUGUUGAAAGAUGAUGAGGGUGAGUGGUCUGGUGAGGAAGAGGAAGAGCAAAGAGUGUAUGGCCGAGGUACACGUCAGCGCAAAGAGGUAGAUUAUUCAGAUAGCCUCACCGACAAGGAAUGGCUGAAGGCAAUUGAAGGUGAGGAAGAGGAACACGUGGAUGGAGAAGAUCCUCUACAGGAACAGUUAGAGCGACAGCAUUCGUCGAUAAAGAAGAAGACACGCAAAAGAAAGCAUGUGGAAAUACAGGAAAUAGAGUCUGUGGAACGAGAUGAUGCAAUUGCAGGACCGUCUCGAGAGGUUACACCAGUGAUACACAAGAAACAGCGGCGCAGCCAACAGGGAGCAGAUGCCUGUGACACUCCCCAGCAAGCUGCCUUGAGACAGUGCCUGCACAACAUUCUCGGCAUUGUCAUGAACUACACAGAUCGAAAUGGGCGAAAUAUCAGUGAACCUUUUGUGAAAUUACCAUCAAAGAAAGAGUGCCCCCACUAUUAUGAAAUAAUAAAGCGGCCAGUAGACAUCAAGAAAUUGCUUCGAAAAAUUGAUCAAAACAAGUACAGUACUGUCGAUGACCUGGAGAGAGACUUCAAUUUGAUGUGCCGCAAUGCACGAAAAUACAAUGAAGAAUCAUCUUUGUUGCAUGAAGACUCUAUUGUACUGGAAAGUGUGUUCUCAACAGCGAGGCAGCAGGUGGAGUUAGAAGUACCAUCCUGUGAUUCUGAUGCAGUGGCUACAGAAGAAGUAGAAACUACAGAAGCUGCCACAGAGGGAGUGAAAGUACAUAUCAGACUGAAAACUGGUCGCAAAAGUCAUAAAAAAUUAGCAAGGAGACUUCAUCAUGAAAGUGAAGAAGAAGCUGAUGAUGGUCCCCCUUUAUCUUAACUUAACAAUAGAGGAUACUGACCAGUGAGAUUUUUAUAAUUUCUGCCAGCACUGCAUUCAUUUAACUUGAAAACUAUUAUUAAACAUGAAUGUAACAUGUUAUUAUUGCUUGGUGUGUUGCCAUCCUCAGUUUACAUUGUCUAUUUAUAGAUGUUUGUCAUAUGGAACUUUACAUAGCUUUCAGUAAUUUCAGUGCUUAAUUUUGACAUAAGCAUGAAAAAAAACCAUCAUUUGCCAAUCUACUGUAGCAAAUACUCAAGUUAUCUUUUUACAUCACUGCAAUUGAUAUUUGUUGCAUUGUAUCAAGUAGAACAAAAAAGUGUCAGAAAUUGCAAAUAUCAUUUACUUUCCUUGAAGAAUCACUAAAUCAUGCUUCAUACAAUGUUGCUUUAGUGUUUGCCUCAAAUAUAAUGUUAAUUCUGUCAUACUUCACAAAUUUCACACGUUACCUGAUAUCUAUAAUACAGGCAGAGUUCUUUGGUAGAAUAAUUUGAAAUAUUGACAUUCUAGACUGUGAGAACAGUCCCCUGUGCUGUAUGUUUCCUGGUGAAAUAUGUGCAUCCUACCAUAUUAAUUCAAUAAAUGUGAUAAAUUCUUGUUCA